CCAGUCCAGUAGGGGCGCUACCGAACCUGUGAACCAACCGGAUCCGAGAGGAGAAGACCGUCACUGAACCUCUUCUACCAUGGAGGUGCUGCGAGUGUUGGAGUUGUAUAGUGGUAUUGGAGGGAUGCAUUACGCCUUAAAAGAAAGUGGUAUACCUGCCCAGGUAGUGGCUGCCAUUGACAUAAACACCACAGCCAAUCAAAUAUACAAGCACAAUUUCCCAGACACCCCCAUCUGGAACAAGACUAUUGAGGGAAUAACGUUAGAAGACUUCAAUAAGUUGUCUUUUGAUAUGAUUAUGAUGAGCCCGCCUUGCCAGCCUUUCACCAGGUUGGGCCUUCAAGGUGACAUUUCUGACCCCAGAACCAAGAGCUUCCUCUACAUCCUCGAUCUUCUUCCCAGGCUUAGCAAACUCCCACGCUACAUCCUUUUGGAGAAUGUGAAAGGUUUUGAGAGCUCUUCUGCCAGGGAAUGUUUGGUAAAAACAUUGAUGGAAUGUGGCUACGACUUCCAGGAAUUCAUGCUGUCACCAUCAAGUGUUGGGAUUCCGAAUUCAAGACUGCGUUAUUUCCUUAUUGGCAAGAUUUCCACAGAGGAGUUGAGCAUUCAGACCAGUUCAAUGGUUCCCUGUACCCCUCCACCUUUUGCUGACUCUUCAGUCCUGACCUGCACAUUUCCACAUCCUGGCCAACCUGCUAAGGAAGAACAUAGUAGUCACGUCUUGUAUAAACGUGAGACGCCAUCAGAUGUUCAGAGGAAGACGAAUCAGAAUAAUGACCUGUCUAUCAAGCAGAUACGAGACUUUCUGGAACCACUGGUGGAAGAAAACAUGGAACGCUUUCUCCUUUCUCCUAAAACAUUAUCGCGUUAUGGUCUUCUUUUGGACAUUGUUCAACCCAAAAGCAGAAGGUCUGUCUGCUUUACCAAAGGCUAUGGACGGUACGUGGAAGGAACUGGCUCAGUGCUUCAAUGCUGCAUGGAAACAGAGAUGGAAAGUGUGUUCACAGGUCUGGACCAGCUGUCAGAGCAGGACAAGGUUGACCAGCUGUUAAAACUGAAACUGCGUUAUUUUACUCCUAGAGAAGUAGCCAACCUCAUGGGCUUCCCUGCUGAUUUCUCUUUUCCACAGGAUGUCUCAGUCCCUCAGCAGUACCGAGUCUUAGGAAACAGCCUCAAUGUUGUUGUGGUGACUAGACUUCUGCAGCUGCUGCUCUCUGAACACUUUGGACAUUCUGCAGGAGAGCAACUCUUUGCUUCUGAAGGUUCUGUAGGUAGUUCCCUUCUGUCCAGCAGGUGUUGAAGAUCAGGACAUAUUUUUUAUCUUUUAUUUGUGAAGCCAUGUUAUGUAUAUUACAGACUGCUAGUAUCAAUUUAGUAUUAGCACUCUGAAUUACACAUACAUGACAUAUAUAUGCCAUUAAAAGUGAAGGUUUGCUGUUUUCUCAUCUUCUAUUGAGGGAUGUCUCUCAUUUCUACUUUGUGCCUUCAUGUUUGAGUCAGAAAUAAUGUUUUUAUCCGUUUCAGUGCUGUAGAAAUGUCAAACUACCAAAGUAAACCACAGAGUAGCUGAGAUUCUCAUCAUCACUCACUUGUAAAUGAAAUCUUUGUAAGAACCUACACCUGCAGUUGUGUUUUACGUUUUAAGUGAGAUGUGUGCUGAGAAGCCUCAUCUGGUUGCGGGUGUCCUUCACCAAUCUCAAGACCUGGUUAACCUUUACCAAGAUUUACAGCUGAAACGAGCCAUUAGGUAGCAAGAAACCCAAGAUUUACAGCUGAGGAAAUGAAAGCGGUGUGCCCAAACAAAUUUUGUGUUAUUAACCACAUUUAUGGGGGCGAUGGUUUUGCUUUCUAAAACUGAAAAACUCCAUGAAAGAGUGGGUUGAAAAUAAAGCCUUUGUCUACAACUUUGAGGGUUUCCUGUUCAAAACAAAUAUUAUGAAGUUAUUAUCAAAUGUAAAUGAUCUGAUUGUAUUUUUGGGCUUUGAUAUAACAAUAAAAAUAGUUGAUUCAUA
Messenger RNA from Nothobranchius furzeri (turquoise killifish), 2012 nucleotides. It is a transcript of the gene trdmt1, whose product is annotated as tRNA aspartic acid methyltransferase 1. Gene Ontology annotation, molecular function: methyltransferase activity. NCBI's taxonomy places the organism in Eukaryota, Metazoa, Chordata, Actinopteri, Cyprinodontiformes, Nothobranchiidae. Gene Ontology annotation, cellular component: nucleus. The record is from RefSeq and is a predicted model, not a curated record.